Telopea speciosissima is the source of this 536-nucleotide messenger RNA. Its product is annotated as ubiquitin-conjugating enzyme E2 14-like. The record is from RefSeq and is a predicted model, not a curated record. Gene Ontology annotation, molecular function: ubiquitin conjugating enzyme activity. The coding region runs from base 1 to 534 and encodes 177 amino acids. Lineage: Eukaryota; Viridiplantae; Streptophyta; Magnoliopsida; Proteales; Proteaceae. Gene Ontology annotation, biological process: ubiquitin-dependent protein catabolic process; protein polyubiquitination. The transcript has a single exon.
AUGGAAUCACCAGAAAACAAGAAAGGAGAGACGACGACGACUCCUCAAGCAAGCCUUCUCCUUCAACAACAACUUAAAGAUCUCUGGAAGAAACCAGUGGAAGGGUUCUCUGUGGGUCUAGUGAAUGAAAAGAAUAUAUACGAAUGGAGUGUUAAUAUAAUAGGACCUCUUGAUACUUUUUACGAGUGGGGUUCCUUUGAUGCCAUCAUGAGUUUUCCAAAGGAUUACCCAUUCCAUCCUCCAUCGGUGAAAUUUGUUUCAGAGAUGUGGCAUCCAAACGUUUAUCCAGAUGGAAGGGUUUGCAUAUCAAUCCUUCAUCCACCUGGUGAAGACCCAAAUGGAUAUGAACUUGCGAGUGAGAGAUGGUCACCGGUUCUUACUGUGGAAAGCAUAUUACUGAGUAUUAUUUCCAUGUUAUCGAGUCCUAACGAUGAAUCUCCUGCCAAUAUCGAAGCUGCUAAACAAUGGAGAGAGAGUAACCAACGUGAUUUCAAGAAGAAUGUUCGCCGGAUCGUUGAAGCAUCGCUUGGAUAAUA